CAGUAGCGGUGGAGAAGGUCUUCACUUCCAUGCCCGUGUCGGUUUUGCCCCUCUCUCCUCUCUCUCCUCUUUCUUUUCUCGUCUCUCGCGUCUUCCUUCCUCCGCUCGACUCUUCUCGCUUCUCUCAGCCUCCACCUCGCUGAAAUCCUCGGCCAAUCAGAUCCAAUGGAGGCCGUUGUACGCUGAAGCCCCGACGGAGAUACCGAUUGCGGUUGCCUUGCUUCGUCCUCUGAUCGCCUUGAUCUAACGACGGAAUAGGAGUAGGGGAGUCGUCCUUGUGAUGGUCGCCACGCCGGACGAGGUGGGAUGGGCAUAGCUCCCCGAUAAAAGCCUAUAAUAGCUUUACGAUCUCUAGAAGACCGUCUCUGACCUGGAAGCAUGUAAAGUUUUCCUCUUUACUGUUUAAAUUUGUGAUUUAAUGCUGGCGAGGGGUGUUCGAUCCUAUCCCUUUUGGGGAUUUAGACGUUCCGUCGUGGUCAGUAGAUAUGAGGGUGGAAUCUGGGACAUGCAAUGUUUGCUCUGCUCCUUGCUCUUCCUGUAUGCAUCGGAUGGCAGUAGCAGGGGAGCCAAAUGUUGAUUGUGGAUCCUCUGAUAAUAAAUAUGUCAGGAAAGAAAUAGAUAGUUUUUCUUUCAUUGACAUCAAGCUUAGACCGCAUGAUGACUUGCAGACUGCAGCUAGUGAAACAAGCAACUUGUUGAGCGGAAGUUCAAGCAAUGAUUCAUAUUCUGAAAAUGCAGAAAGUAAAACAACAAUAAGGAAUCCUUCAACAUAUGAUUCUUCUGAAGAUGUUGAUAUGCUCCCAGAGGCGUCAACUGUUGAAGAGGACAAAUUUCUUCAUAAAGAUAUUUCUGUUGAGGGUCAUGAAAUGCCAUGCAAUUAUACAGGGGCUGCUAUUCUGCAUAGUGAAUUGGAUGGAGGGUAUCGUAUGUCAAGAUGCCACAGAAAUAGUGAUUCAUCCAUGUCUGGAACUAGAGAUGGCAAUGAUGUAGGUUUAGAUCAUAGUUUGGAGCAAGCUAAGAGAGAUGCUUCUUGUAGCUCAUCUCAAACUUUUAAGUUUAACACCAAGGAAACUAAAAUGGCAAUUCAAGUUGAAGACACUUGUGAAUCUGAAGGUUAUGGUGUGGAAGGAGACCGAGUUAGCAGAAGGAUGCUGAACACUUACCACAGAGAAUUUCUUCACAAUAAAACUCUUAGUCCACUAAAUGUAGGCUUUUCUAGUUUGUCUGACAGCACACAGAAGAAUAGUCCAGUAAAGUUAAAUUCAACUUCCCCUUGUCAAAGUGAUCAUAUAUCCAGUCAUAGUGCUGAUGGCUGUAAUGAUUUGGAAGCAAAUCAACCAUCACAGUUUCAGGGAGCAUCUCAUGAGUGCAUACUAGUUAAGGAAGGAUCACCUUGCCAUAGGUUGCUUCCUGCUAGUUGCGAUCAUGGACAAAAGAUCCACUCAUUUCCUGACAUUGGAGCUGGUAAAGAAACAAACAUCAGAAUUAGCUCACCUUUGGGAGAGUUGAAGAAUGUGGACCCAUGCUUGGAAUCUGCUGCUGCCAUUGGCACAUGUGCGUCCAGUCUCCAUGAGUCUGGAAUGCAGCUUCAGUUAGUUCUUCCUGGUCAAACUUCUGAAUCAGAUAACAUAUUGUUUGAUGUAAAGGUAUGUGACAUAUGUGGAGAUGCUGGUCGGGAGGAGCUUCUUGCUACAUGUAGUAGAUGCAUUGAUGGUGCAGAACAUACUUACUGCAUGAAAAUUAUGCUGACUAAAGUUCCUGAGGGAGAUUGGCUAUGUGAAGAGUGUCAACUAAAGGAGGAAGUUGAAACAAGAGAUCUGAAGAGUGCUGAGAUGGUUUGUGGAGCAUCAAAUGAACAAUCCUUGAACAAGAAAAUUCAAAAUCUUGGGAGCUAUGCAAAUACUGAAAACUGUCCAAGGUUUUACUCCCAGUCAACUGAUACAGAAGCAAGCAAAUCUAGUAAAAGAGCAUGUACACCCAUUAAGGAAAUGCAGAUUCGAACUCCAAGAAAGAGGCACAUGCACCAUAUUGAUGUUGCAUCACCAACUAAAAAGAAGAUUACUGAACCAACGGAUGAACAUUCAAAAUUGGUCAGUCCUAGGAUAGCUGCAGUCUUCUCACGGGAAAAUCCAAUUAAAAACUUUAAUGUGGCAGAUGUAAAGAGGAUGGGCAUUUCUUCAUCUCUUGACUACCAGUCUGCAAAUAAUGCCCGAAAUUUAUCUCGGUCACCUGCAUUGGAUUCUCGUGAAAAUUCAUUUAAAAGCUUUCAUAUUACUGAAUUAAAGCGAGCCAGCAGUGCUUCAUUUUCCGAAGGUUUGGUUACAAACAGUUCCCCAACCUUCACUCGUUCACAUACAUUAGAUUCUAAAUAUGUUCAAAGAGAACAUUCAAGUGUGGCUCUUUCAAGGCAAGUUUCUUUAAAGAAGAAUGUCGAACAAAAAGUAAAGAAAUUGUCUGAAGAUGUCCCCCAAAAGCUAACUAGAGAGUCUACCUCAGGAAACACAAAAAUGAUGACACUAGUGAAAACAUUCAACAAAUCUGCAUCAUUCAAGAGUGUGAGCUCAGACUAUCAUGAUGAUGAAUCAGCAACCAAAUCUCAGUCACUUAAAUCACCUCAAGCUGAAAAUCCCAAAGGCGUCAAACAAGUGAAAGAAAGAAUUGUUCCGGAGAGAGCAACUUCCACUGUUGUGGUUGUUGAUUCAGUUGUACCUUCAAUCAAAAGAAAGUAUAUUCCAAAGAUGGAUUUGAAGAUUGCACCACACAGCAGAGAUUCAACUAAUAAGCUUGAGACAGCAAGCCUCGGCAAUAGCAAAGGAUUUGCUAAAGAAAAUAGAUUAGUGCAUAAAGAACUGAAGAAGCAGCUAUCAUUUCAAAAUAAAAGCUCUGUUAGUGUUGAUACUGGAAAUAGAAACAUUGUUGAAUCUCAGAAAAGUGAAGAUAUUCAUGUCAAUUCCACAUCAGUCAGUAUAUUUUCAAAGGAUGCUGGUGGAGUUGCAACAUGCAGCGAGUCACUCUCUUCAGAUUCUCACCCGGUUUCAUUGAAUGAAAAAACCAAAGAUAGUUAUAGCAAGUCAAGACUUGCCACGUCAGGAGUUAUUCAUGAAUCAGAUCAUGCCAAACUAAGAGAAGCAAACCAUUCUGCAGAUUCUUGCCAAAAGGCCAGGCUUCCUUCGUCUUCUGCAAAGCUAUCUGCUGACGUGAGUUCAAAAGAUGGGACAAACAAAAGGAAUAAGUGGAGAGAUGCAAUCAAAGCUACAAUGUGUAGAACAAUUGAUAUCUCCGAGUCUAGAUUGUGUAGCACAACCAAUGCUAUUGUGUCUAACCAAAUUGGAUCUCAGAAGCCUCCUGCUGACGUGAGUUUGGAAGAUGGGACAAGAAAGAGGAUUAAGUUGAUGGAUGCACCCAAAAUUGCAACGCAUAGCUCAAAGAAGAUUAGAAAAGUUGAUAAAUGUGACUUUAGAUUGUUGAGCAACAAUGAAGUUUGUGAAGGAUCUUUCAGAUGCUCUUUUCCAAUUAUAUCACAGAAAAAUCUUCCCAUAGAAGAUGCACAUAUAGUAAAAAGGGCAUUGGAUAAUAAUGACACUGUUAAUAGCAGAACAAACAGCAUAGACAAUCAAAGCAAACACUUGAUGGAAUCAUCAUCUCUUCAUGUAGGGGACCUGAAUGGCAAUCUUGCUGCUUUAGAUGAAACAAAUGAGAAUAACUUGACUCAAAUUUUGCCAAAUGAUUCGUCUCUGCAGACUACUAUUGUUAGAUCUCUUGCCAUGCCAGAGCAUGAUUUUAUAUGGUGGGGUGGCUUUGAGAUAAUAAGAAUCGGAAGACUUCCUGAAGUUGUUGACGGAAUUCAAGCUCAUUUGUCAAAUUUUGCAUCACCCAAAGUGCAUGAAGUAUCAUGCCAAUUUCCUAGCAAAAUUCAGUUGGAGGAAGUUCCUCGGGUUAGCUUGUGGCCAUCACAGUUUCAGGAGACUGGUCCUGAAGAAAAUAACAUUGCGCUAUAUUUCUUUGCUAAAGAUUCUAAGAGUUAUGAGAAAUCUUAUCUGAAGCUAUUAGAAACUGCAUUGAAAAGUGAUCUAGCCUUCAAAGGGAGCAUCAAUGAAUUAGAGAUUCUUAUUUUUCCUUCAAGUAUUCUACCUGAAAGUUCACAGCGUUGGAACACAUUGUUUUUCCUUUGGGGGGUCUUCAGAGUAAGGGAACUGGACUCUUCAAAACCUCACACGGAUUUGCAUGAUAAUCCUUAUGAAUCAAAAAUGCCUAGUAAAUCCCAUGUUCAAGAUAUAUCUUCUCAUGCAUGCGAAGAAUCCACCUUGCUGAAAAAUGAUUCUCAACAGAACCUACUGAAAGAACUCAAUAGUAUUGAUGAAUCCUGUGCCGAUAAAAAAGUAGAGUUUGAUUCUGUUGUGGAUUUUCAUGGUACUUCAUCUGCUAGCCUCGAUAAUGAUAACCACGAGACCAAAGAUUUUUCCAUUAAAACUUCGUUAUGCAAGGCAGCUGCUGAGACAGAGAGCAAGGAACUGCCAGAUGAAUUCCCAUGCUACAGAACUGAACUGGGACACACUAAUAAUGAGGUUGAUGACGGAAAAAUUACUCACAUUCAUGCAACUAGUGAACAACAGAAGCUUACUAGAUUUUUAUCUGGAAAUUCAGUUCCUUCUGGCUUUGGACAAGAGGGCAAUGCGAGUCGAGAGAUGAUGAUGGAGGAAAAGAACUCGGUGAAAACUGAACCUCUGCCAGAGGAAAAAAUAAAAGAAGUUGAUUCCCUGAACUGGGACUCAAAGCCUUACUUGAAACAUACCCACCCUUGGUCAGUAAGACUACAUGGUGAAAGAUUAGAGAGUAUCAAAGCUAAUGAAUGGCAGGAUGAAAAAGGUGUCCCUAUGGAAGAGGAACCGAAACACAAGCGAAUACAAUAUGACGAGGAAAGCCAUACUUCUGCCAGUUAUGGAGAAGAUCAAAACAUGGGAUACAGAUUGCCAUCUAAUGUACAACCAUCUCUAACAAGCUACUUCGAAGAAAAGCAGAAUGGCGGCAGUGUCAACUACAGCCAUGCAAUGACUGAGAGCUCACACUGUAUCGAAAGGUGCUUCUUUCCCCUAGACUUCUGCUCCGAUAGGAGAGAGAUGGAGAACUUCAGAUACUUCCUUCCUCCAGUUGAUGAAGAUACACCAGAGUCAAAUGCUCCAGAUCUUGAAUUAGCUUUGGGCGGCAAGAAGCCCUUUCCCAAGAAGGAAACAUUUCAGCCCUUUUAUCCAUUGGUUUACGACGGCAGACUUGACAAACUGUCUGAUUCUACGGUGACCAACCAUGACGAUGACGAUAUAUCUGAAUCCCUCUCCUUGUCUCUUGCCUUAACUGGCAUGGAGAGAAAGAGAGCACCCGUUAAGAGACAAGAUCCACCGGGUGUAAGCACUUCGCUGAUUCUCUUUGGUGGCUUCAGUGGCACUUAAAGAGAGGAGAGUCCAUCCCAUCAUGCAUGGAUGCCUUGUACAUUAUAGCCUAAAGAUAUUUAAGAUCAAAGCGUAGGGUAGCUUCGAAAACUUAAGCUAUGUGUUCAUAACCACCCACAAAUACUUGUCUCGACUUUCUUUUGAGUUUUUCUUUGUAUCUUUUUUAGUUGUCGGUUUCAAGAGUAAAGGCUACGGCUCUUUGUAUAUA
Zingiber officinale is the source of this 5652-nucleotide messenger RNA. RefSeq lists its product as uncharacterized. The transcript has 11 exons. Bases 486 to 5444 code for a protein of 1652 amino acids. The record is from RefSeq and is a predicted model, not a curated record. Lineage: Eukaryota; Viridiplantae; Streptophyta; Magnoliopsida; Zingiberales; Zingiberaceae.